Anisakis simplex (herring worm) is the source of this 1161-nucleotide messenger RNA. NCBI's taxonomy places the organism in Eukaryota, Metazoa, Nematoda, Chromadorea, Rhabditida, Anisakidae. The record is from the annotation of a GenBank genome assembly.
AUCAAGCCAAUUCUGACGGAGACAGAAUGGAAGGAAUAUGAAAAGCGAAGAUGUGUAAUGAGAACGAUCAAAUUGAGCCGUAGUGCACUGGAGGAAUGCAAUACGUUUGCGGACGAAUGGACAGGCUUGCAUUUAUUUCUGGAUAAAAUGCCGAAACCAGUUUGUAUUAUUGCACACAACGGUGUACGGUAUGAUUAUCGCAUAUUGUUCGCAGAAAUGCAACGACAUGACCUGCUGAAAACGAAACCGAUUCCUGACGAGGUUUAUUUUAUUGACUCGUAUAUGAUGUUUAUGGAUCUCGAGAAGAAACAUCAUGAAGAUUUGAAAUUAUUGACAAAGAUGAUCGAUUGGUCAAAAGGUUCGUUCAGUUCAUGUUUGUUGUUGCUAUUUAUGAUUGGAUGUGCUGCGUUGAAUAUUCGACUAGUAAUGUGGCGAUGUAAANCGUCCUCAUCAACAGUGAUCACUCUGAAACUGUCAACUUUCACCCCAAACAACUCGUCCUCAUCAGAUACCACCCCAAACAAACCUUUUCCAUCAGCUGUUACCCCGAACAACCCAUCUCCAUCAAGUGCCACACCAAAUAACCCAUCUCCAUCAAGUGCCACCCCAAAUAACCCAUCUCCAUCAAGUGCCACACCAAAUAACCCAUCUCCAUUAACUGUCAAUCCGAAUAAUUCCCCCGUCCCGAACUCUCCCCAAAGUCGUCCUGAAUGCACAAAUCCGUCAGUUGCAACAACGAACAACGUUCCAUCCGAAUCGAUAAGUAGCAGUAAUUGUACCGCGAGACGCUCCAUAUUCGAUUUGUCUGAUGACCAUCCAAUUCAGUUUAUGCGAAACUCACAAUGGUCUCCUGCAAAACGUAAACGGACUCGUCCUAAUCUUCUCAAGCGUUCACGAGGCGAUUGGGUGUUUGACAACUACUCUUCAGUGCGAUACUUUCAUGAAAGCGGUGUUUUCAAACUUGAGCAAAUGUACAAAGAUUUGAUCAACAAACCACUCGAAGCGCACUACGCUCAAGAAGAUUGCGAGGCUCUUCUUCAGGUUUGUAUGGCUUAUGGGCAAGAGUUCAUCGACUAUGUCGAUUCGAAAGCCGUCCCAUUUCCUUACAAUACCAUCGUAUCUUCCAAUAAUAAUGAUAAUUUCUCAACAACUCAUCAAUAA